AUAAUGAAGUCGUUUCGCUGAUCUUGGUGGUCCUCGACCCAACGGCAGUGUCGCGGAAUGUGCGGACAUGGUAGUUUCCGAUCUGCGCCAUGAAUAAUGCGAAGGCAUUGUGAAGAUCCAUGUCACCCGAUGAGGUUUUUCUCAUUGUAUUAUUAUAUGUGUUUUUCUAAAAGAUUUCAGGUUGUUGUUCGUUUGCCAGGAUCAAUAUUCCAUAGUUCUCCUCUGCUAUUGAUGCUUCGCUUCUCGGUCCACAAACGGUUACAAGAACUGAAGUUCAGCCUGAUAAUCUUUUAUGCAGCAGAUGUAGUCAAUGCAAGCUCAUUUGAGCUGCGCAUGAAAAGCCUUCAGAUGGCAUGUAUUUCAAGUUUAAAAUUCACAGGCCUUCAUCACUUAUCAGAAAAUUCAGAAGUGGAAGGAAAUUACAGGAAAUGAAGCACCUCAAUGAUUGGAACCAAGAAUUAUAACCAAAUUGUCAAGGAUUUGUUUCACCUGAGGAAAAUGAAAGUUGGUUCUUGAGAGUCUACGUUUAUCUUUUGGUUGGCAAUCUGGAGGCUAUAUUGGUUGAAAUUGGAAAUAUGGAUUUUAAUUUAUUUUUAA
Molecule: messenger RNA, 597 nt
Organism: Gastrolobium bilobum
Lineage: Eukaryota; Viridiplantae; Streptophyta; Magnoliopsida; Fabales; Fabaceae
Exons: 4
Coding region: 97-432 (111 amino acids)
Source: RefSeq, a predicted model, not a curated record